CUCCGCUGGUCAGCGAUCGGGCGGCUGCGGGCGGCGCCGAGCGAGCGAGCGAGCAAGGGAGCGGCGCGGGCCGGGCCAUGGGGCAGCAGGCAGCGAGCGCGCUGUUACUGGCGCUGCUGCUGCACGAGCGGCUGCUCGCGGUGACCCAAGGGCUGAGGGCAUACGAUGGCUUAUCUCUGCCUGAGGACACAGAGCCCGUGGCAGCAGGCCGGAUUGGCUGGAGCUAUUCUUACCUCUCUGAUGACGAAGACUUGCUGGCUGAUGAUGCCUCUGGAGAUGGCCUGGGCAGCGGGGACCUGGGCAGUGGGGACUUCCAAAUGGGCUCAGGGCCUCCCUGGGGCCACCCUGGCAUGGCUGGCAUGGUGGUCUUGGAGCCUGAUGAAGAGUCUCCUCUCAUCUACUUCCGUGCCCUGGUAAAUUUCACACGCUCCAUUGAGUACAGCCCUCGGCUGGAGGACGCAGGAUCCAGGGAGUUCCGAGAGGUGUCCGAGGCUGUGGUAGACACGCUGGAGUCGGAGUACUUGAAAAUUCCCGGGGACCAGGUUGUCAGUGUGGUGUUCAUCAAGGAGCUGGACGGCUGGGUCUUCGUGGAGCUGGAUGUGGGCUCGGAAGGGAAUGCAGAUGGGGCUCAGAUCCAAGGUGUGCUGCACAAGGUCAUCUCCAGCGGCUCCAUUGCCUCCUAUGUCACCUCUCCUCAGGGAUUCCAGUUUCGACGCCUGGGCACAGCACAGACCCCCCCACCCCCCAUGGCCGCUGUGGCGGUUGCGUUGACACCAGUGGCCCAGGUCCCAAGGGUCUGCACGGAGGAUGAGUUUGCCUGCCAUAGCUACAACGAGUGUAUAGCCCUGGAGUAUCGCUGUGACCGGCGCCCUGACUGCAGGGACAUGUCUGAUGAGCUCAACUGUGAAGAGCCAGUCCCAGAGUACAGACCCACACCACCUGUCCUCCUGGAGACACCACCUUUACCACCUUGGACAGAAGUGACCACCACACAACGGCCACCAGACUCCCCCUCUCCCCAGCCUCUGCGCCCUGAUCUAGGCAGCCCCCUGCCCUGUGGGCCUCAGGAGGCGGCCUGCCACAGCGGGCACUGCAUCCCCAAAGACUACCUCUGUGACGGGCAGGAGGACUGUAAGGAUGGCAGUGAUGAGCUGGACUGUGGCCCCACCCCACCCUGUGAGCCCAACGAGUUCCCCUGUGGAAACGGGCACUGUGCCCUCAAGCUGUGGCGCUGUGAUGGAGACUUUGACUGUGAGGACCGCACCGAUGAGGCUGACUGCCCUGCCAAGCGCCCUCAGGAAGUGUGCGGGCCCACACAGUUCCGAUGUGUCUCCACAAACACGUGCAUCCCGGCCAGCUUCCACUGUGACCAGGAGAGCGACUGUCCCGACCGCAGUGAUGAGUUCGGCUGCAUGCCCCCUCAGGUGGUGACACCUCCCCAGGAGUUGAUCCAAGCUUCCCGGGGCCAGACAGUGAACUUCACCUGUGUGGCCAUUGGUGUCCCUACCCCCAUCAUCACCUGGAGGCUCAACUGGGGCCACAUCCUCUCCCAUCCAAGAGUGACAGUGACCAGUGAGGGUGGCCGUGGCACACUGACCAUCCAUGAUGUGAAAGAGUCGGACCAAGGUGCCUACACCUGUGAGGCCAUGAAUGCCCGAGGCAUGGUGUUCGGCAUUCCUGAUGGUGUCCUGGAGCUUAUCCCACAGCGAGGUCCCUGCCCUGAUGGACACUUCUACUUGGAGCACAGUGCCUCCUGCCUGCCUUGCUUCUGCUUUGGUGUCACCAACGUGUGCCAGAGCAGCCACCGCUUCUGGGACCAGAUCCAUUUGCGUUUUGACCGGCCAGAUGACUUCAAGGGUGUGAAUGUGACGAUGCCUGCGCAGCCUGGCAUGCCACCCCUGUCCUCCACCCAGCUGCAGAUCGACUCUACGCUACAGGAGUUCCAGCUGGUCGACCUGUCCCGCCGCUUCCUUGUCCAUGACUCUUUCUGGGCUCUGCCUGAGCAGUUCCUAGGCAAUAAGGUGGACUCCUAUGGCGGCUUCCUGCGCUACAAGGUACGCUAUGAGCUCGCACGUGGAAUGCUGGAGCCAGUACAGAGGGCGGACGUGGUCCUCGUUGGUGCUAGAUAUCGCCUACACUCCCGAGGCCACGUGCCCACCCAGCCCGGCACUCUGAACCAGCGCCAAGUCCAGUUCUCUGAGGAGCACUGGGUCCAUGAGUCUGGCCGGCCGGUACAGCGAGCAGAGCUGCUGCAGGUGCUGCAGAGCCUGGAGGCCGUGCUCAUCCAGACCGUAUACAACACCAAGAUGGCCAGUGUAGGGCUGAGCGAUAUCACCAUGGAUACCACCGUCACCCACGCAACCAGCCGCGGCCGUGCCCACAGCGUGGAAGAGUGCAGAUGCCCCAUUGGUUAUUCUGGCUUGUCUUGCGAGAGCUGUGAUGCCCACUUCACCCGGGUGCCUGGUGGGCCUUACCUAGGCACCUGCUCUGGCUGCAAUUGCAAUGGCCACGCCAGCUCCUGUGACCCUGUGUAUGGCCACUGUCUGAAUUGCCAGCACAACACAGAAGGACCACAGUGCAACAAGUGCAAGGCCGGCUUCUUUGGGGAUGCCACAAAGGCCACAGCCACUGCCUGCCGGCCCUGCCCUUGCCCAUACAUUGAUGCCUCCCGAAGAUUUUCGAACACUUGCUUCCUGGACACAGAUGGCCAAGCUACAUGUGAUGCAUGUGACCCAGGCUACACAGGUCGCCGCUGUGAGAGCUGUGCCACCGGAUAUGAGGGCAACCCGAUCCAGCCGGGCGGGAAGUGCAGGCCCACCAACCAGGAGAUUGUGCGCUGUGACGAGCGAGGCAGCGUGGGGACCUCUGGGGAGGCGUGUCGCUGCAAGCUCCCAGCUCUGUGCCUGCAGAACAACGUGGUGGGGCGCUUGUGCAAUGAAUGUGCUGAUGGCUCUUUCCACCUGAGUAACCGAAACCCCGACGGCUGCCUCAAGUGCUUCUGCAUGGGUGUCAGUCGCCAGUGUACCAGUUCCUCGUGGAGCCGUGCCCAGGUGCUCGGGGCCUCUGAAGAGCCUGCUCACUUCAGCCUGACCAAUGCUGCAGGCACCCACACCACCACUGAGGGCAUCUCCUCCCCUGCAUCUGGGGAAUUGGUUUUCUCCUCCUUCCACCGCCUCCUACCUGGACCCUACUUCUGGAGCCUUCCUCCACGCUUCCAGGGGGACAAGGUCACCUCCUAUGGAGGGGAGCUUCGCUUCACAGUGACCCAGCGGCCACAGCCUGGCUCCACACCCCUGCACGGGCAGCCGCUGGUGGUGCUGCAGGGCAACGGCAUUGUCUUAGAGCAUCACACCUCCCAGGAGCCCAUCCCCGGCCAUCCCAGCACCUUCACCGUGCCCUUCUGGGAGAGAGCAUGGCAGCGUCCUGACGGGCAGCCAGCCACGCGGGAGCACCUGCUGAUGGCACUAGCAGACAUCAACACCCUCCUGAUCCAAGCAUCCUACACCCAGCGCCCAGCUGAGAGCAGGGUCUCUGGCAUCAGCAUGGAUGUAGCUGUGCCUGAGGACACCGGCCAGGAUCCUGCACUGGAAGUGGAGCAAUGUACCUGUCCUCCUGGGUACCGUGGCCCAUCCUGCCAGGACUGUGACACAGGCUACACACGCAUGCCCAGUGGCCUCUACCUGGGCACCUGUGAACGCUGCAGCUGCCAUGGCCACUCGGAGGUGUGCGAACCUGAGACAGGUGUCUGCCAGGGCUGCCAGCACCACACUGAGGGCCCUCGGUGUGAGCAGUGCCAGCCAGGAUACUACGGGGAUGCCCAGCGGGGGACGCCACAGGACUGCCAGCCGUGCCCGUGCUAUGGAGCCCCCGCGUCUGGCCAGGCUGCCCACACCUGCUUUCUGGACACAGACAGCCACCCCACCUGUGACGCAUGCUCCCCAGGCCACAGCGGGCGUCACUGUGAGAGGUGUGCCCCAGGUUACUAUGGCAAUCCCAGCCAGGGCCAGCCAUGCCGAAGAGAUGGACAGAUGCCAGAGCCCAUAGGCUGUGGCUGUGACCCCGAGGGCAGCGUCAGCACCCAGUGUGAUGCUGCUGGUCAGUGCCACUGCAAGGCCCAAGUGGAAGGUCUCACCUGCAACCACUGCCGGCCCCACCACUUCCACCUGAGCGCCAGCAACCCUGAUGGCUGCCUGCCUUGCUUCUGCAUGGGCAUCACCCAGCAGUGCGCCAGCUCCUCCUACACCCGCCACCUGAUCUCCACCCACUUUGCCCCUGGAGACUUCCAAGGCUUUGCCCUGGUGAACCCGCAGCGGAAUAGCCGCCUGACAGGAGGCUUCACCAUGGAACCCAUGCCUGAGGGUGCCCAGCUGUCUUUUGGCAACUUCGCCAACCUUGGCCACGAGUCCUUCUACUGGCAGCUGCCCGAGACAUACCAGGGAGACAAGAGGGAGGCAUACUUUGCACGGCUGCGCUGGGCUCACCAGAACCGCACAUCCCUCUCAGAGGAGCAGUUGCGGGCAGCUGUGACAGCUGGGAGGAUCCUGGGAUCCCCAGAGGGCAAGGGCCAGGCACAGCGGGUAUCACAGGUGGACGAGGCCCAGAGGCGGAUUGAUGCUGAGAUCUGGCAGCUCCUUUCCAGCUUUGCUGCCCAACCACAGCCCCCUCCUCGGGGACUCUCCCCCUAUCCUCAGCCUGCAGCUGCUCUGCGAGCAGCUCCCUCCUCCUCCCACUUCUCCUCCUCCUCUUCCUCCUCUUCCUCCUUGUCUUUCCCAGCAGGCUCUCAGUUCUCUCUCUCCUACGAAGGCUUCUCUCUGCUUCCUGGAAGCCUCUAUUAUUGGCAGCUGCCCCAGACCUUCCUGGGGGACAAGGUGGCAGCCUAUGGCGGGAAGCUGCGAUACACUCUUUCCUACAGGGCAGGGCCUCAGGGCAGCCCACUCUCUGACCCCGACGUCCAGAUCACAGGCAACAACAUCAUGUUGGUGGCUUCUCAGCCAGCAGUGCAGGGUCCCCAGAGGAAGAGCUACGAGAUCAUCUUCCGAGAGGAAUUCUGGCGCCGGCCUGACGGGCAGCCAGCCACACGUGAGCACCUUCUGAUGGCACUGGCUGACCUGGAUGAGCUCCUGAUACGGGCCACGUUCUCUUCCAUGCCGCUCGCGGCCAGCAUCAGUGCCGUCAGCCUAGAGGUUGCCCAGCCUGGACCCUCAGACGGACCCCGGGCCCUUGAGGUGGAGGAAUGCCGCUGCCCACCGGGCUAUGCUGGCUUGUCCUGCCAGGACUGUGCCCCUGGCUACACGCGCACUGGGAGUGGGCUCUACCUUGGCCACUGUGAGCUGUGCGAAUGCAAUGGCCACUCAGACCUGUGCCAUGCAGAGACUGGUGCCUGCUCGCAAUGCCAGCACAACGCUUCUGGGGAGUUCUGCGAGCUGUGUGCUCCUGGCUACUAUGGAGAUGCUACAGCUGGGACACCUGAGGACUGCCAGCCCUGUGCCUGCCCACUGACCAACCCAGAAAACAUGUUCUCCCGCACCUGUGAGAGCCUGGGAGCUGGUGGGUACCGCUGCACAGCCUGUGAACCCGGCUACACUGGCCAGUACUGUGAGCAGUGUGCCCCAGGUUACGUGGGUAAUCCCAAUGUGCAAGGGGGCCGGUGCGUGCCACAGACAAACCAGGCCCCACUGGUGGUCCAGGUCCAUCCUGCCCGGACCAUAGUGCCCCAAGGUGGCCCCCACUCCCUGCGGUGCCAGGUCAGCGGGAGCCCACCCCACUACUUCUACUGGUCUCGUGAAGAUGGGCGGCCCUUGCCCAGCAGCACCCAGCAGCGACAUCAAGGCUCUGAGCUCCACUUCCCCAGUGUCCAGCCCUCAGAUGCAGGGGUCUACAUCUGCACCUGUCGCAACCUCCACCACGUCAAUACCAGCCGGGCAGAGCUGCUGGUCACUGAGGCUCCAAGCAAGCCCAUCACAGUGACUGUGGAGGAGCAGCGAAGCCAGAGCGUGCGUCCUGGGGCCGACGUCACCUUCAUCUGCACAGCCAAGAGCAAGUCUCCAGCCUAUACCCUGGUGUGGACCCGCCUACACAAUGGGAAACUGCCAGCCCGAGCCAUGGAUUUCAACGGCAUCCUGACCAUCCGCAACGUGCAGCCCAGUGACGCCGGCACCUAUGUGUGCACCGGCUCCAACAUGUUUGCCAUGGACCAGGGCACGGCCACGCUGCACGUGCAGGCCUCGGUCACCUCCUCUGCCCCCAUGGUCUCCAUCCACCCGCCACAGCUCACAGUGCAGCCCGGGCAGCUGGCCGAGUUCCGCUGCAGUGCCACAGGGAACCCCAUGCCUACUCUCGAGUGGACAGGCGGGCCUGGUGGCCAGCUCCCUCAGAAGGCACAAAUCCACGGUGGCAUCUUGCGCCUGCCGGCCGCUGAGCCCUCAGAUCAGGCCCAGUACCUGUGCCGGGCCCAUAGCAGCGCUGGGCAGCACGUGGCCAGAGCUGUGCUCCAUGUGCAUGGAGGCAGCGGGCCCAGGGUCCAGGUGAGCCCAGAGAAGACCGAGGUGCAGGAAGGCAGCACCGUGAAGCUGUACUGCAGGGCUGCAGGUGUGCCGAGUGCCACCAUCACCUGGAGGAAGGAAGGCGGCAGCCUUCCCCCGCAAGCCCGGUCUGAGCACACGAACAUCCCCACGCUGCUCAUCCCAGCCAUCACAACCGCUGAUGCCGGCUUCUACCUCUGUGUGGCCACCAGUCCCGCAGGCACUGCCCAGGCCCGAAUUCAAGUGGUUGUCCACUCAGCCUCGGGUGCCAGCUCACCACCAGUCAGGAUUGAGUCCUCAUCGCCUUCUGUGAUGGAAGGGCAGACACUCGACCUCAACUGUGUGGUGGCAGGGUCAGCCCACGCCCAGGUCACAUGGUAUAGGCGAGGAGGCAGACUGCCUCCCCAUGCCCAGGUCCAUGGCUCCCGGCUGCGGCUCUCCCAGGUUUCACCAGCUGAUUCUGGAGAAUAUGUGUGCCGGGUGGAGAAUGGAUCAGGACACAAGGAGACUUCCAUCACUGUUUCUGUCCUCCAUGGCACCCAUUUGGGCCCCACCCAAACUCCAGCCUCUGGCAGCACCCAGCCCAUCCGCAUCGAGUCCUCCUCCUCACAUGUGGCUGAAGGGCAGACCCUGGAUCUGAACUGUGUGGUGCCUGGGCAGGCCCAUGCCCAGGUUACGUGGCACAGGCGUGGGGGCAGCCUCCCCGCCCAGCACCAGACCCAUGGCUCGCUGCUGAGGCUGUACCAGGUGUCCCCUGCUGACUCAGGCGAGUACGUGUGCCGAGUGGUGGGCAGUUCUGUGCCCCAGGAGUCCUCUGUCCUCGUCACCAUUGAGCCCUCUGGCUCCAUCCCUGCCCCAGGACCCGUCCCACCUGUCAGGAUCGAGUCUACAUCCUCCACAGUGGCCGAGGGGCAGACCCUGGAUCUGAGCUGUGUGGUGGCCGGGCAGGCCCAUGCCCAGGUCACAUGGUACAAGCGCGGGGGCAGCCUCCCCACACGACACCAGGUGCGUGGCUCCCGCCUGUACAUCUUCCAGGCCUCACCCGCCGAUGCGGGCGAGUACAUUUGCCGGGCCAGCAAUGGUGUGGAGGCCUCCAUCAUGGUCACAGUAACCAGGACUCAGGGAGCCAACUUUGCCUAUCCCCCUGGCAGCACCCAGGCCAUCCGCAUUGAGUCCUCCUCCUCACAAGUGGCUGAAGGCCAGACCCUGGAUCUAAACUGCCUGGUACCUGGGCAGCCUGAUGCCCAGGUCACAUGGCACAAGCGUGGAGGCAGCCUCCCUGCUCAGCACCAGACCCACGGCUCCCUGCUGAGACUAAACCAGGUGUCUCCUGCCGACUCUGGCCAGUAUGUGUGCCGAGUGGUGGGUGGCUCUGUGCCCUUGGAGGCCUCUGUCCUGGUCACCAUUGAGCCUGCAGGCUCUGUGCCUGCACUUGGGGUUACCCCCCCAGUCCGGAUCGAGUCAUCUUCCUCACACGUGGCUGAAGGGCAAACCCUGGAUCUGAACUGCCUCGUUGCUGGGCAGCCCCAUGCCCAGAUCACAUGGCACAAGCGUGGGGGCAGCCUGCCUACCCGGCACCAGAUCCAUGGCUCAAGGCUGCGGCUGCUCCAGGUGACCCCAGCCGAUUCUGGGGAGUAUGUGUGCCGUGUGGUCAGCAGCUCGGGCACCCAGGAAGCCUCCGUCCUUGUCACCAUCCAGAAGCACGUUGGCACCUCCCACCCCCAGAGUGUGGUGUACCCCGUCCGUAUCGAGUCCUCCUCAGCUGUCCUGGCCAAUGGACAUACCUUGGACCUCAACUGCCUAGUUGCUAGCCAGGCCCCCCACACCAUCACCUGGUAUAAGCGUGGAGGCAGCUUACCCAGCCGACACCAGAUCGUGGGCUCCCGGCUACGGAUCCCUCAAGUGACUCCCGCAGACUCAGGAGAGUACGUGUGUCACGUCAGUAAUGGUGCCGGUUCCCAGGAGACCUCUCUUGUUGUCACCAUCCAGGGCAGUGGCUCCUCCCAUGGGCCCAGCAUCUUCCGCCCGAUCAGGAUCGAGUCCUCGUCCCCCACAGUGGUGGAAGGACAGACCUUGGAUCUGAACUGUGUGGUGCCCAGACAGCCCCAGGCUGUCAUCACGUGGUACAAGCGUGGGGGCAGUCUUCCCCCCCAACAUCAGGUCCAUGGUUCCCACUUGCGGUUACAUCAGAUGUCUGUAGCUGACUCGGGCGAGUACGUGUGCCGGGCCAACAACAACAUCGAUGCCCUGGAGACCUCCAUCGUGGUCUCCGUGUCCCCCAGCACGAGCACCCCCUCCGUCUCUGGCAGUACCAUGCCCAUCAGAAUUGAGUCAUCGUCAUCACAGGUGGCUGAAGGGCAGACCCUGGAUCUGAACUGUGUGGUGCCCGGGCAGGCCCAUGCCCAGGUCACGUGGCACAAGCGUGGGGGUAGCCUCCCCAGUCACCAUCAGGCCCAUGGGUCACGGCUACGGCUGUACCAGGUGUCCCCGGCCGACUCGGGCGAGUAUGUAUGCCAUGUAGUGGGCAGCUCUGGCCCCCUAGAGGCCUCGGUCCUGGUCACCAUUCAGGCCUCUGGCUCAAGCUCUGUCCACGUGCCUGUCCCUGGUGGAGCCACACCCAUCCGCAUCGAGACCUCCUCCUCUCGAGUGGCCGAAGGGCAGACCCUGGAUCUGAACUGCAUUGUGCCUGGGCAGCCCCAUGCCCAGGUCAUGUGGCACAGGCGCGGGGGCAGCCUCCCCACCCGGCACCAGGUCCACGGCACCCUGCUGAGGCUGAACCAAGUGUCCCCGGCUGACUCUGGCGAGUACUCAUGCCAGGUGACUGGAAGCUCAGGCACUCAGGAGGCAUCUGUCCUAGUCACAAUUGAAGCCUCCAGCCCAGGCCCCGUUCCUGCCCCAGGACUGGCCCAGCCUGUCCGCAUCGAGGCCACCUCCUCACAUGUGGCUGAAGGGCAGACCCUGGAUCUGAACUGCGUGGUGCCCGGGCAGGCCCACGUCCAGGUCACGUGGUACAAGCGUGGAGGCAGCCUGCCGGCUCAGCACCAGACCCAUGGCUCCCAGCUGCGGCUCCACCAUGUCUCCCCGGCUGACUCGGGAGAGUACGUGUGCCGUGUGGCCGGUGGCUCAGGCCCUCAGCAGGAGGCCUCCUUCAUAGUCACCGUUAUACCCAGUGAAGGGUCCUCCUACCGCCUCAGGAGCCCUGUCAUCUCCAUCGACCCGCCCAGCAGCAUCGUGCGGCAGGGCCAGGACGCCAGCUUCAAGUGCCUCAUUCAUGAGGGGGCAGCCCCCAUCACCCUCGAGUGGAAGACCCGGAACCAGGAGCUGGAGGACAAUGUCCACAUCAGCCCCAACGGCUCCAUCAUCACCAUUGUGGGCACCCGGCCCAGCAACCAUGGCACCUACCGCUGCGUGGCCUCCAAUGCCUACGGUGUAGCCCAGAGUGUCGUGAACCUCAGUGUGCAUGGACCCCCUACUGUGUCCGUGCUCCCGGAGGGCCCCGUGCGGGUGAAGGUGGGAAAGGCCGUCACCCUGGAGUGUGUUAGUGCUGGUGAGCCCCGCUCCUCUGCCCGUUGGACCCGCAUUGGCACUCCUGUCAAGCUGGAGCAGCGGAUGUACGGGCAUGUGGACAGCCGCACAGUGCUACAGAUUUCAUCAGCUGAGCCAUCAGAUGCAGGCACCUACGUGUGCCUUGCUCAGAAUGCACUGGGCACAGCGCAGAAGCGGGUGGAAGUGAUCGUGGACACAGGCACUGCGGCCCCAGGGGCUCCCCAGGCCCAGGUGGAAGAAACCGAGCUGACUGUCGAGGCUGGGCACACGGCCACCCUGCGCUGCUCAGCCACAGGCAGCCCCAUGCCCACCAUCCACUGGUCCAAGCUGCGCUCUCCACUGCCCUGGCAGCACAAGCUGGAAGGCGACACACUGAUCAUCCCGAGGGUAGCCCAGCAGGACUCGGGCCAGUACAUCUGCAAUGCCACCAGCCCUGCUGGGCACUCUGAGGCCACUGUCGUCCUGCAUGUGGAGAGCCCACCGUACGCCACCACAGUUCCAGAGCAUGCGUCAGUGCAGGCAGGGGAGACAGUGCAGCUCCAAUGCCUGGCUCACGGGACACCCCCGCUCACCUUCCAGUGGAGCCGUGUGGGUGGCAGCCUUCCUGGGAGGGCGACCGCCAGGAACGAGCUGCUGCGUUUUGCGUCUGUGGCCCCUGAGGACUCAGGCCGCUACCGCUGCCAAGUCACCAACAAGGUGGGCUUGGCAGAGGCCUUUGCCCAGCUGCUGGUCCAAGGCCCCUCCGGCUCUCUCCCUGCCACCCCCAUCCCAGCAGGAUCCACGCCUACCGUGCAGGUCACACCUCAGCUGGAGACCAAGAGCAUUGGGGCCAGUGUUGAGUUCCACUGUGCUGUGCCCAGUGACCCGGGCACCCAGCUCCGUUGGUUCAAGGAAGGGGGUCAGCUGCCUCUUGGCCACAGUGUGCAGGAUGGGGUGCUCCGAAUCCAGAACUUAGACCAGAGCUGCCAAGGGACAUAUGUUUGCCAGGCCCAUGGACCCUGGGGACAGGCUCAGGCCAGAGCCCAGCUGGUUGUCCAAGCCCUGCCCUCGGUGCUCAUCAACAUCCGGACCUCUGUGCAGACUGUGGUGGUUGGCCACGCUGUGGAGUUCGAGUGCCUGGCACUGGGUGACCCCAAGCCUCAGGUGACAUGGAGCAAAGUUGGAGGGCACCUGCGGCCCGGCAUUGUGCAGAGUGGAGGCAUCGUCAGAAUCGCCCACGUGGAGCUGGCUGACGCAGGACAGUACCGCUGCACAGCCACCAAUGCUGCCGGCACUACCCAGUCCCACGUGCUGCUGCUCGUUCAAGCCUUGCCCCAGAUCUCCAUGCCCCCAGAGGUCCGUGUGCCAGCUGGUUCUGCAGCUGUCUUUCCCUGCAUGGCCUCGGGCUACCCUACUCCUGACAUCACAUGGAGCAAGCUGGAAGGCGACCUGCCACCUGACAGCCGCCUGGAGAACAACAUGCUGAUGCUGCCCUCGGUCCGUCCCCAGGACGCAGGCACCUAUGUCUGCACCGCCACUAACCGCCAGGGCAAGGUCAAAGCCUUUGCCCAUCUACACGUGCCAGAGCGGGUGGUGCCCUACUUCACCCAGACACCCCACUCCUUCCUGCCGCUACCCACCAUCAAGGACGCCUACAGGAAGUUUGAGAUUAAGAUUACCUUCCGGCCCGACUCAGCUGAUGGCCUCCUCCUCUACUCAGGGAUGCUACUGUACAACGGGCAGAAGCGGAUCCCCGGGACCCCUGCCAACCUGGCCAACAGGCAGCCUGACUUCAUCUCCUUCGGCCUCGUGGGUGGGAGGCCCGAGUUCCGGUUCGACGCAGGCUCUGGCAUGGCCACUAUCCGUCACCCCACACCGCUGGCCCUGGGCCAGUUCCACACUGUGACCCUCCUGCGCAGCCUCACCCAGGGCUCCCUGAUUGUGGGCUCCCUGGCCCCAGUCAACGGGACCUCCCAGGGCAAGUUCCAGGGCCUGGACCUGAAUGAGGAGCUCUACCUGGGUGGCUACCCUGACUACAGUGCCAUCCCCAAGGCGGGGCUGAGCAGCGGCUUCAUAGGCUGUGUCCGCGAGCUGCGCAUCCAGGGCGAGGAGAUCGUCUUCCACGACCUCAACCUCACGGCACAUGGAAUCUCUCACUGCCCCACAUGUCGGGACCGGCCCUGCCAGAAUGGGGGCCGAUGCCAUGACUCGGAGAGCAGCAGCUACGUGUGCGUCUGCCCGGCCGGCUUCACGGGAAGCCGCUGUGAGCACUCACAGGCGCUGCACUGCCAUCCAGAGGCCUGUGGGCCCGACGCCACCUGUGUGAACCGGCCAGAUGGUCGAGGCUACACCUGCCGCUGCCACCUGGGCCGCUCGGGGAUAAAAUGUGAGGAAGGUGUGACAGUGACCACUCCCUCCCUGUCGGGCUCUGGCUCCUACCUGGCGCUGCCCCCUCUCACCAACACACACCACGAGCUACGACUGGAUGUGGAGUUCAAGCCACUGGCGCCUGAUGGAGUCCUGCUGUUCAGUGGGGGACGGAGUGGUCCCGUGGAGGACUUCGUGUCCCUGGCAAUGGCUGGUGGCCACCUGGAGUUCCGCUAUGAGUUGGGGUCAGGGCUGGCCGUUCUGCGGAGCACUGAGCCGCUGGCCCUGGGCCGCUGGCACCGCGUGUCUGCAGAGCGCCUCAACAAGGACGGCAGCCUGCGGGUGAACGGUGGCCGCCCCGUGCUUCGCUCCUCACCUGGCAAGAGUCAGGGCCUCAACCUGCACACCCUUCUCUACCUGGGUGGUGUGGAGCCCUCUGUGCAACUGUCCCCAGCCACCAACGUGAGCUCUCACUUCCGUGGUUGCGUGAGCGAGGUAUCAGUGAAUGGCAAGCGAUUAGACCUCACCUACAGCUUCCUGGGCAGCCGGGGCGUCGGGCAGUGCUAUGACAGCUCCCCCUGUGAGCGCCAGCCUUGCCAGCACGGCGCCACGUGCCUGCCUGCCGGCGAGUAUGAGUUCCAGUGCCUGUGUCAGGAUGGCUUCAAAGGAGACCUGUGUGAGCAUGAGGAGAACCCCUGCCAGCUUCGUGAGCCCUGUCUGCAUGGGGGCACCUGCCAGGGCACCCGCUGCCUCUGCCUCCCCGGUUUCUCUGGGCCACGAUGUCAACAAGGUUCUGGACAUGGCACAGCGGAGUCCGACUGGCAUCUGGAAGGCAGCGGGGGCAAUGAUGCCCCUGGACAGUAUGGAGCCUAUUUCUAUGACAAUGGCUUUCUGGCCCUCCCUGGCCGCAUCUUCUCCAGGAGCCUGCCCGAGGUGCCCGAGACCAUUGAGAUGGAGGUUCGGACCAGCACAGCCAGUGGCCUCCUGCUCUGGCAGGGUGUGGAAGUGGGAGAGCCUGGCCGAGGCAAAGACUUCAUCAGCCUUGGGCUUAAGGAUGGACACCUUGUCUUCAGCUACGAGCUGGGUAGUGGGGAGGCCCACCUUGUCUCUGAGGACCCCGUAAAUGAUGGCGAGUGGCACCGGGUGACAGCACUGCGAGAGGGCCAGAGAGGCUCCAUCCAGGUCGACGGUGAGGAGCUGGUCAGCGGCCAAUCCCCAGGCCCCAAUGUGGCCGUCAAUGCCAAGGGCAGCAUCUACAUUGGCGGAGCCCCCGAUGUGGCCACGCUGACUGGGGGCAGGUUCUCCUCUGGUGUCACAGGCUGUGUCAAGAAUCUGGUGCUGCACUCGGCUGGGCCCAACGCCCCUCCUCCACAGCCCCUGGACCUGCAGCACCGCGCCCAGGCCGGGGCCAACACACGCUCCUGCCCUUCAUAGGCACCCACCUGCCCUACACGGACUCCUGGGCAGCACCCCAGCCCAACAAUGCCGAGUAUAUUAUUAUUAAUAUUAUUAUGAAUUUUUUGUAAGAA
Molecule: messenger RNA, 13942 nt
Organism: Nycticebus coucang (slow loris)
Lineage: Eukaryota; Metazoa; Chordata; Mammalia; Primates; Lorisidae
Gene: HSPG2
Product: heparan sulfate proteoglycan 2
Exons: 104
Coding region: 78-13847 (4589 amino acids)
Biological process (GO): cell-cell adhesion
Cellular component (GO): neuron projection; cell-cell junction
Molecular function (GO): cell adhesion molecule binding; calcium ion binding
Source: RefSeq, a predicted model, not a curated record